Molecule: messenger RNA, 2168 nt
Organism: Lotus japonicus
Lineage: Eukaryota; Viridiplantae; Streptophyta; Magnoliopsida; Fabales; Fabaceae
Product: probable inositol transporter 2
Exons: 6
Coding region: 268-2016 (582 amino acids)
Biological process (GO): transmembrane transport
Cellular component (GO): membrane
Molecular function (GO): myo-inositol:proton symporter activity
Source: RefSeq, a predicted model, not a curated record
CAAUCGUCGUUAUCAUCGCCACGCAGCUAGUAAUAUGGCACCAUUCCCCCUCUAUAAACGCAGCUCAAAUCACUCCCUCUCUGUUACCCCUGCCUGACACUCACAGACAUCAUCACCACUUAAUUAGUUCUUCUAUACAUUUUUCAGCCAACUUUGAUUUGAUAAUUUCAAUUCCUCUUCAUAUUAUUUUCUAUUUUAAUUGUGUUCGAUUGAGAAAGCAAUAAACAUUUAUAGUUUAGAGUUUUGAUUGAAGUGAAGUAAAAGAAGAUGGAAGGAGGAGUGGUGGAAGCUGAUGUGUCUGCUUUCAGAGAAUGCUUGUCUCUUUCAUGGAAAAAUCCUUAUGUUCUUCGCCUUGCUUUCUCUGCUGGAAUUGGUGGCUUUCUCUUUGGCUAUGACACUGGAGUUAUAUCUGGAGCCCUCUUGCACAUCAGAGAUGAUUUCAAAGCUGUGGAUAGAAAGACUUGGUUGCAGGAAGCAAUAGUGAGCAUGGCCCUUGCUGGAGCAAUCAUAGGUGCUUCAGUUGGUGGAUGGGUCAACGACCGAUUCGGAAGGAAAAAAGCAAUCCUAUUUGCAGACGCCCUCUUCUUCGCUGGGUCUGUGAUCAUGGCUGCUGCUACAAACCCAUCCAUUCUCAUCGUCGGUCGAGUUUUUGUUGGCCUUGGUGUUGGAAUGGCCUCCAUGGCAGCCCCAUUGUACAUCUCUGAAGCUUCUCCGACGAGGGUUCGAGGAGCCCUCGUUAGUCUCAAUGGAUUUCUCAUCACUGGAGGACAAUUCCUCUCCUAUCUCAUCAACUUGGCCUUCACAAAAGCACCAGGAACAUGGAGGUGGAUGUUAGGAGUAGCAGCAGUACCAGCUGUGUUACAAAUCAUACUGAUGAUCAUGCUACCAGAAUCACCACGUUGGCUGUUCAGAAAGGGAAGAGAAGAAGAAGGUAAAGCAAUUAUAAGGAAGAUUUACCCGCCCCAGGAAGCCGAAGCCGAAGCCGAAAUUGUCACUUUGAAGGAAUCAGUAGAACUUGAAAUCAAGGAAGCAGAAGUUUCUGAUAAAAUCAGCAUAAUCAAAAUGCUGAAGACUACAACUGUGAGAAGAGGUUUAUACGCCGGAAUGGGGCUUCAAAUUUUCCAGCAGUUUGUGGGGAUCAACACUGUCAUGUACUACAGCCCUGCCAUUGUUCAGUUAGCCGGUUUUGCGUCCAAUCGAACUGCGCUUCUUCUGUCACUCUUCACGGCCGGGCUAAAUGCGUUUGGCUCUAUUUUGAGCAUAUACUUCAUAGACAAGACAGGGAGGAAGAAGCUUCUGCUGUUCAGUUUGUCUGGGGUUGUUUUGGCUUUGGUUGUUUUAACUGUUGUGUUCCAUCAGAGCACAAGUCACUCUCCAAUGGUUAGUGCAUUUGAAACCUCUCAGUUCAAUAAUACUUGUCCAGAUUACAGUUCAGCUGUGAACCCUGGUGGAUGGGAUUGCAUGAAAUGCUUGAAGGCUUCUCCAGAUUGUGGCUUUUGUGCUAAUGGAGCUAACAAGCUUCUACCUGGGGCUUGUUUGAUCUCCAAUGACAGCACAAAGGACCAAUGCCAUAAAGAACACAGGCUAUGGUACACAAGAGGAUGUCCUAGUAAAUCUGGAUGGCUUGCAAUAAUAGGCCUUGCACUCUACAUCAUAUUCUUCUCACCCGGGAUGGGAACCGUGCCCUGGGUUGUCAACUCUGAGAUUUACCCUCUAAGGUAUCGAGGAAUCUGCGGAGGAAUGGCGUCUACAUCAAAUUGGGUCUCGAAUCUCAUCGUUUCUCAGUCAUUUCUAUCCUUGACACAAGCGAUUGGGACGUCAAAUACAUUCAUGAUAUUCAUAUUCAUCACUGUUGCUGCCAUUGUCUUUGUGAUUAUUUUUGUGCCGGAGACGAAAGGGCUUCCCAUGGAAGAGGUGGAGAGGAUGCUAGAAGGGAGAACUCUUAACUUCAAGUUUUGGCAGAAAAAUUCUAAAUCUGGAAAAGAAGUGUUGAAACAAAAGACUCAGUCAACUUAAGUUAAUUGUGCUGUGUAUAAUCACCUAUAAUCAAUAAUGUGUGUGUAUGUAGGUUCAGAAAGAAAGCAGUAAUAAAAUAGUGUAAUGUAGACUAGCAAUGUAGAUUUGAUAAAAGUUCAUCUUCUGUCAAUGAAAAAAGGGUUUUAUGUGUA